AUGUCUCCCAACUCACCAAGCCUCUCAAAGCACUCUCUCAACCCAUCGCCAUUUCCAGAUGGAGGCGUAGUAGCCUACCUUUCGAUAGAUGGCCCCGUAGUAGCUACAACCCUAACCGAGCUUGAAUCUCUCCGUUCCCGACCAGAUUAUGAAUCCUGCAACCCUAUCCUUUCAGACGCCCAACUGGCUAUUGAAUGGGACUACUCAUUGGCGGGGUAUCCACGAUGCCCCGUCACCCAGCCCAUCCGCGUAUCACAACAGAAGAUUGACGUUGAGUGGGACAUUUAUAAGCUCCGUGCCUUGAUUAGAGGAAGCCAAGUUGAUGCUAACGCUUUAGCAGGCCGAAUGAUGGAACUGGAGCGAGGUAUCCACGAUGCGGAUCGAGUUAUCGUAGACGCCCACCGUCGCAUGCGUAUAAAUAACCAGGAAACUUGGGCAUUAGAUGCUAAUAUACGUGAGCGAUUUGGCCUUAGGGCGACGCCGCGUGUUGACAUGUUUGAAGUUGUCAAGCGCGCCAUCAAGGCAGACUGGGAUGUUUACAAGCUGCGUAAGGUUUUCUCAGCGAUUCAGGCCGAUGUUGAUCGUUUGCUUCACGAAAUUACCCACUUGGAGGCAAAGCUGGAGAAAAAGCAACACGAGAUGGGAGACACUUCGAAGUUUGUGAAAAGGUUCCCGAAGCACACGUGUCGGAGUGAACAAUAA
Messenger RNA from Colletotrichum truncatum, 702 nucleotides. RefSeq lists its product as uncharacterized. The record is from RefSeq and is a predicted model, not a curated record. NCBI's taxonomy places the organism in Eukaryota, Fungi, Ascomycota, Sordariomycetes, Glomerellales, Glomerellaceae.